Messenger RNA from Microtus oregoni (creeping vole), 1440 nucleotides. RefSeq names its product alcohol dehydrogenase class-3. NCBI's taxonomy places the organism in Eukaryota, Metazoa, Chordata, Mammalia, Rodentia, Cricetidae. The transcript is spliced from 9 exons. The record is from RefSeq and is a predicted model, not a curated record. Gene Ontology annotation, cellular component: cytosol. Bases 103 to 1227 code for a protein of 374 amino acids. Gene Ontology annotation, biological process: formaldehyde catabolic process. Gene Ontology annotation, molecular function: zinc ion binding; S-(hydroxymethyl)glutathione dehydrogenase [NAD(P)+] activity.
CGCCCCCGCGCUCAGCCCCGCCCCUCACGCACGACCCGCCCCUUCCCGGGAUCCGCUAGACCUGUUGCUUGACGUUCUGCUCAGGAACCCUAACCUGCGAACAUGGCGAACCAGGUGAUCAGAUGCAAGGCUGCAGUCGCCUGGGAGGCUGGAAAGCCUCUCUCCAUAGAGGAAGUCGAAGUAGCACCUCCCAAGGCUCACGAAGUUCGAAUUAAGAUCAUCGCCACCGCCAUUUGCCACACCGAUGCCUAUACCCUGAGUGGAGCUGAUCCUGAGGGGUGUUUCCCAGUGAUCUUGGGACAUGAAGGCGCUGGGAUUGUGGAAAGCGUUGGUGAAGGGGUCACUAAGGUGAAGGCAGGUGACACUGUCAUCCCGCUUUACAUCCCACAGUGUGGAGAAUGCAAAUUUUGUCUGAAUCCUAAAACAAACCUUUGCCAGAAGAUAAGAGUCACUCAGGGGAAAGGAUUAAUGCCAGAUGGCACUAGCAGAUUUACCUGCAAAGGAAAGUCUAUUUUUCAUUUCAUGGGAACCAGCACAUUUUCUGAAUACACAGUUGUGGCUGACAUCUCUGUUGCUAAAAUUGACCCUUCAGCACCUUUGGAUAAAGUCUGCCUUCUCGGGUGUGGCAUUUCAACCGGCUACGGUGCUGCUGUGAACACUGCCAAGGUGGAGCCUGGUUCUACCUGUGCCGUCUUUGGCCUGGGAGGAGUUGGAUUGGCAGUGAUCAUGGGCUGUAAAGUGGCUGGCGCAUCCCGGAUCAUUGGUAUCGACAUCAAUAAAGAUAAAUUCGCAAAGGCCAAAGAAUUUGGAGCCUCUGAAUGUAUUAACCCCCAGGAUUUCAGUAAACCCAUCCAGGAAGUACUCAUUGAGAUGACAGACGGGGGAGCAGACUACUCUUUUGAGUGCAUCGGCAACGUGAAGGUCAUGAGAGCAGCCCUCGAGGGGGUGCACAAAGGCUGGGGAGUCAGUGUGGUGGUUGGCGUAGCUGCUUCAGGUGAAGAAAUCGCCACUCGCCCAUUCCAGCUGGUGACAGGACGCACGUGGAAAGGCACUGCCUUUGGAGGAUGGAAGAGUGUGGAGAGUGUCCCAAAGCUGGUGUCUGAAUAUAUGUCAAAAAAGAUAAAAGUUGACGAAUUUGUAACUGACACUCUAACCUUCGACCAAAUCAACCAAGGCUUCGACCUGAUGCACUCGGGGAAAAGCAUUCGAACCGUUCUAAAGAUGUAAGUUCAGAAGAGAACACUGUCCUUCCUGUACUUUUUCCUGUGAUCAGAAGAGAACAGACUGAUAGAUCUGCUUCAGAAACUACUAGGAGUGCAUGUAAUCAUGUCUAUAAUCAAGGACAAGGCAAAUAAUCAAUCACAAGUCAGUUUUCUGAACUCUCCACGUAAAUAAUUGCUGCUCAAGAAAUAUUUUAACAUAAUAAAAAUACUUUCUGCA